GAAAAGAUUAGUUGGCGCGCUUUAGGCCUGAUACUCAGCUUGGUCUCAUUGGUCAUUGGUAGGGCCUACACGUGUUAGCACAUGUUUCCUCRUUUUUCACUGUUUAGCCGAAAAGAUGCAUWUAUGCAAGCCGGUAGAACGUCACGACUUCUUCUACAUCCAGAUAGUUUUUGACCAUGUGAAGAAAGUCAGCUAAACUCGGCGUAGCAAUGAGAAAAGUAUGGUGAUUCUCAAUUCYCAAACAGGAAGCUUCUCCAUUCGAGUCGUCACGACCCCUUCAGGAGGAGCCGACCAGGUCUGUUCUUCUAAWUAAGUGUUCUCAUACGAUUUUUCUCCUGGGAAAGUGAUUUAGAAGAAGAUUAAAUAAAACUCUAGCAGGCUUCGAAGGGCCGCUUGAUGGCAACCACUCCAUCCAGCACCAUCUUUGAAUAUAAACUCAUUAUCAGUUUAUUUCAGAACUAUUAUCAAAGGGAGACUGGCCUGCAUUAGAACACAAUAAUUGUCCGGGUAUUGAAUAUCCAGAUUUUCACAUAAACUCGCUUCAAUAUCCACUKCCUCUCAMGUUGUCAUAGCAAUGAUGAUAUGAUGUAUGAAAUAAUGCAYGGAGCGUCAUGCUGUCAUUCCACCCUUCACUGACGUCGAGUCGUCGACCGUGUGCAUGGAACCAACCGUACCAACAUGGCGAAAGUAGCGUACAGUGAAUCUAAAGGCGUUGAUUUGGAUUCCAAUGAAAACCCUUCUUCAGCAAGCACCUCUGUUCUUUUUGAGUCUUCUCCGCCGAGGUGGUUGCGACCUGCCCUGGUUGUAGGAUGCUUGCUCUGCGUGGUGGGUCUCGUUUGUAUCAUUGUUGGAGCAGUCCUUAUGGGUCCAGGCACCAAGCAAUGCCCAUCWUUGAAAAGCGAAUCGCAAAAGAAUGUAAACCCACAAUGUGAGUUUUCGCCAGAGGCCAAGAGAGUCGAUUUGGAAGGGUUUCUCAAAGAAGCACAAUCCAAAUACUAUGAAAUGAAUCCGGACAAUGUGGCAUGGCAGCCUGGAGUCACAGAUAUACGCGAACAUAUCAAGAAUAGGUAUUCGCCAUAUAAUCCGGAUCCCAUGGCACUUAAAAGAAAAACAGACKCAGCUCUUCAGUUAUUGAAGAAGAUCAAUGACAUGAACAUCGAUAACGACGCCCUUAAACCAAGGGAAGCAAAGGCAGUGGCACAGAUAAAACAUUUUCUGCAGCACACAUUCUCGGUACCGUACGAUGAAAACUACUAUGCUGGUGACUGGAUGAUGGGUCCCAAUCUCUUCUGCUGGAUGCCGAUUUGCUCGGUGCAAUACGAUCUCAAUGCGUUUAGUAGCGUGUUACUAGUGACGUAUGAUGACGUYGAAAAAGCUGUGGACAAGAUUUUAAAACACGAGCAAGCCAUUGACCAGUAUCGGAAAAACGUUGCUCUUGGUGUAACAACAGGAAUGAUCCGUACCAAGAUUGACUGCCGAGCUGGCGUCGACGCUUUGAAGCAAAUCUACACAAAGAUGUCCACAGAAAACGACGCACGUGCCAUUCUAAAUGAGUGGUAUACUAAAGGUUUCCAAAAAGAGUCGUACUUUGCCAAGUUAGAGGACGGAGUUGACGAACUCUGGAAAAGUAAACACGGUGGUAAAAACGUUUCAGAGUCCAUAAAAGACGCUUUGGUAAAGGGCUUUGGUCAGCCAAUGCUCAACUUAAUCAAAUAUCUUGAAAAUGAACACAUGACACAUUGCCUUCCCAAUGACGUUGCWAGUGGACUUGGUGGGCUUCCUGUGGAUUACGUCUACACAAACGAUGUUCCGGACCGAAAUAAACCAACAACCAAAAAGCUACCCACAGGGGAGGUGUUAAAUGGUACGAAUACGUACCGUCUUAUACUGCCAUACUUCACGACGACUGAUAUAUCUCCYGAAAAAAUCUAUGAAGAAGGAAACAAGCAGCUUAAAAUCUUUUACGAUGAGAUCCUUAACAUAACGAAGCAAUAUACUGGAAUAUCCAACGAAACAGAGGCUGUUAAUGCGUUCAAGAAAGAACUCAAUUCAAGUAGAAUGUGGCAUAAUCAUGGUCCGUUUCCCASCAAUGAAUCAAAUGAAAAUGCAUUCAARAAAUGCAUCAGUCCAGRGACAGCCAAGAAAUAUUGCCCUGUYCGCUGGGCAGCCAUACAGAGAUGGGCGGCGUAUUGUAGAGAGAUUAUGGGCCUGUUAUAUCCAAAGAUCACCAACCUCUUCUACUUCACCGGUUCUAAGGUCACUGCACCAAACUGUCCAAUCAAAAUGACUCCUCACUACAACCCAUCUAAUGGAGCCCAGUUCUUUAGAAAGAGUGACGCAUCAUGCUCUAAAUCUACUGAGUUUGGACUGCCAUUCUUUCUCAAAGACUAUGGCCCAGUCUUCCAGGAAUGGUCUGUGACRGCGCAUGAAGCACGUCCUGGGCACCAUACACAAGUCCAAGGUCAUGUUGAACAUUUCCAGGAUAACUGUGGUGGCGUUAUAAAAUGGCUAGAUGGCCUUACUUACUACACUGCCUUUACCGAGGGCUGGGGAUUGUACAGCGAGAAUCCAGUACUAUCUCACGAUACAGAUACGUACAAAGAUAACCUAUUACAAAAGUAUGGUAUGCUUAAAUGGCAGGUUUGGCGAGCUGUCCGUCUGAUUGUUGACACUGGUCUUCAUGCAAGAGCAAUGACAAGGACAGAAGCACUCAAGAUGUUUGAAGACUAUGCAUGGGAUACAUCAGAUUUUGCUGUCAAAGAAGUCACUCGGUACCAGAGUGAUCCUGGACAAGCCACAGCAUACAUGAUAGGCAGACUGGAGAUUAUUAAAAUGAGAGAGAAGGCUGAGAAGAUACUGGGUUCUMAAUUCAAUCUAAAAGACUUUCACUAUCAGGUCUUAAAGCAAGGUUCUGCUCCUCUACCAUUCUUAAAAAGUCAUAUUGAUCGUUAUAUUAAAUGUGUUAAUGGCRAYCUUGGUAAAGAGACAUGCCAGUAUAUACUUGACACUAAUAAAAAAAGCUCUGURGCAGCGAAGUCAAAAAAUAUUGAAGAUGAGGAAAGAGCCCCAGAGCCACCACACUACAGCUACAUUUAGAAUUAAGAUCAAUUUAMUUCUAAUCUAAGCUUUUCAAUCAUUGAAUAUUUUUUUGUGAAUUGACUUCAUACAUUGUUAGUAAUGAUUAAUAUAAAUACAAAAUACACUAUAAUAAAAUAGAAUGAAAACACU
Exaiptasia diaphana is the source of this 3228-nucleotide messenger RNA. RefSeq lists its product as uncharacterized. The coding region runs from base 679 to 3096 and encodes 805 amino acids. NCBI's taxonomy places the organism in Eukaryota, Metazoa, Cnidaria, Anthozoa, Actiniaria, Aiptasiidae. The record is from RefSeq and is a predicted model, not a curated record. The transcript has 9 exons.